CUCUCACUGUGACUUUAAGUAAAUUAGAUCUGAGAAUAAUUAGGGUUUCCUUCCGCCGCCGCCGCUGUCGUCAACGAUUCACUUUGCGUUAAUGGCGGUAUCGUACAAUGCAUUAGCGCAGUCAUUACAGGCGACAAGUAACUGCUUCAUCCCCAAAGCCUUGUGCAUCAAGCAGAGAAGCAGCAGAUCCAGUGGUGUCGUAUUCGCUUCUAAUGAUAACAACAUUGCUCUCCAAGCUAAGGUAGAUAACUUGUUGGACCGAAUCAAAUGGGAUGAAAAAGGAUUAGCUGUGGCAAUAGCACAAAACGUUGACACUGGAGCUGUGUUAAUGCAAGGCUUUGCUAACAGAGAGGCUCUCUCCACAACCCUCACUUCUCGUAAAGCUACAUUCUUCAGCCGAUCAAGAUCAAUCUUAUGGACUAAGGGAGAGACAUCCAACAACUUCAUCAACGUCCUCGAUGUUUAUCUUGACUGCGACCGUGAUUCGAUAAUUUAUCUUGGAACACCUGAUGGACCUACGUGUCACACAGGCGCGGAGACUUGUUACUACACCUCAGUGUUGGAUCAACUAAACAAUGAUGAGGCUUCAGGAAACAAGCUAGCAUUAACAACAUUGUAUUCACUAGAAUCAAUCAUUUCAAAGCGGAAAGAAGAAUCAACAGUUCCUCAGGAAGGCAAACCAUCGUGGACUAGACGGUUAUUGACGGAUGACGCUCUGCUUUGCUCAAAGAUCAGGGAAGAAGCAGACGAGUUAUGCAGAACACUGGAGGAUAAGGAGGACGUUUCAAGAACAGCAUCGGAGAUGGCUGAUGUGUUGUACCAUUCGAUGGUGCUUCUGUCUAAAAGGGAUGUGAAGUUUGAAGAUGUUCUUGAAAUUCUUAGGAGACGCUUCUCUCAGUCUGGGAUCGAGGAGAAGCAGAACCGCACAAAGUGAUCGUUUACAAGUGUUGAAUAAUGUUGCAUUUGCGAUAAUUCUCUUUGAAGUUAGUCUUUCAGUUAAUGCUGUUCCACUAAUUUGUUCAGCCUGGAACUUUGUACUGUACAUCAGAUGUUCUAUCAGAUAAAGAGGAUAAUAAAUCUAUAUUCUGUUAAUCGUAUUUCUAUUAAUGAAAUUUAGUUAGCAAAGA
Molecule: messenger RNA, 1127 nt
Organism: Raphanus sativus (radish)
Lineage: Eukaryota; Viridiplantae; Streptophyta; Magnoliopsida; Brassicales; Brassicaceae
Product: histidine biosynthesis bifunctional protein hisIE, chloroplastic
Exons: 5
Coding region: 92-934 (280 amino acids)
Biological process (GO): L-histidine biosynthetic process
Molecular function (GO): phosphoribosyl-ATP diphosphatase activity; phosphoribosyl-AMP cyclohydrolase activity
Source: RefSeq, a predicted model, not a curated record